AUGGCUAAUGAACAGUUCGGUGAUGAAAAUACCGGUGCUUAUCCAUCUCGAUGGUCUGUUCCUGAACUUAAAGAUCGUCAAUCAAAUAUAUCUGUAUUUUCUCGUAUAUAUGAAGAAUAUACUGAUUCAGAACAUUUCCUUGAAUUUACUCGAAAAACAGCUUCAAUUCUACUGCAAACAAAAACAGCUUCAUUUGUAUUUGCUGUAUCUCUUGUUUUACCCUUGAUUAUGAUUGGUGUUGGUAUAUCAAAUUUAGAAGAAUGUCCAUUAAAUCGAAAUAUUCCAGUUUUUGUACUUGUUGGCGGUGCAAUAGCAUCGCUUAAAUUACUUCAAGUACUUUACAAACAAUAUAAUCGUCGUCGUGGACCAGCUGAAGAAGAAGCAACUGAUACGAAUAAUGGAUCGACAUUUAUGGAUGUUCUUACAACACUAAUUCUUAUUGUUUGGUUUAUAUAUGGUAAUCAUAUAAUCUAUCGUUAUCGUAUACCAAGUUAUGAACAAACAACAGAAGAUCCAGAACAUUGGUGUACAAAAAAUGUUUAUGUCUUAACUUUAAUUAGUGUCGCUUAUACAUAUGCAUUGGUAACAUUAAUGGUUUUAAUUCUUCUUAUUGUUGUAUGUACUGUUCAUUUUCAAAAUCAUCGUCAUGCCAUCCAAGAGGCAGAUGAUGCCGAAUGCGCAUGA
Adineta steineri is the source of this 684-nucleotide messenger RNA. The record is from the annotation of a GenBank genome assembly. NCBI's taxonomy places the organism in Eukaryota, Metazoa, Rotifera, Eurotatoria, Adinetida, Adinetidae.